Hemiscyllium ocellatum (epaulette shark) is the source of this 468-nucleotide messenger RNA. RefSeq names its product insulin-like. Gene Ontology annotation, molecular function: hormone activity. Gene Ontology annotation, cellular component: extracellular region. The transcript has 3 exons. NCBI's taxonomy places the organism in Eukaryota, Metazoa, Chordata, Chondrichthyes, Orectolobiformes, Hemiscylliidae. Bases 1 to 468 code for a protein of 155 amino acids. The record is from RefSeq and is a predicted model, not a curated record.
AUGGUGCUUUGGAACCAAAUUGUGCUGGUGGCUGUAUUGUUCAUCUUCUCUUGCCCAAAAGGAUUCGAAACACAACCUUCACAACACCUGUGUGGCUCACAGCUUGUGGACGCUGUACAUUUUGUGUGUGGAAGUAAGGGUUUCUACUAUGAACCUAAAACAAAAAAAAGCAUUGUGCAGCUUCUAGGUAUGUUAGCCCAAAUGCAUGGAGAAAGUCUCCUGAAGACUUAUCUAUAUUUGUGUGAAAUACAGAAUGUUCAAAGAAAAGGAUUUUCAAAUAAACCUAAUGAUGAAUACAUAAGUGCAGGUACAGGAUUACUUGGUGAAGAGUCUGUUCAAGACAAUGAGGCACAGCAGAAACCUCUAUUCAAUAAAAUGCUAGGUCGGAUGAUGAAGAGAGGCAUAGUGGAGCACUGCUGUCACAAUACCUGCUCCCUUUACGAACUCGAAGCCUACUGCAACUCAUAA